Messenger RNA from Scophthalmus maximus (turbot), 1784 nucleotides. RefSeq names its product phenazine biosynthesis-like domain-containing protein 1. Gene Ontology annotation, biological process: biosynthetic process. Bases 473 to 1339 code for a protein of 288 amino acids. The record is from RefSeq and is a predicted model, not a curated record. Gene Ontology annotation, molecular function: isomerase activity. Lineage: Eukaryota; Metazoa; Chordata; Actinopteri; Pleuronectiformes; Scophthalmidae. Gene Ontology annotation, cellular component: cytoplasm. The transcript has 10 exons.
CUACAUUGCAUUGAUUAUUGUAUUUUUUUAUUCAUAGUCAGUGGUGGAGGAAUUAUUCAGAUCUCUCAAGUAACAAUAGCAACACCACAGUGUACCCAAACUAUUUUCUGUCACAGUUCAAAGCUCCUGCAUUUUAAGUAAAAGUACAAAGGUAUUAGCAUCAAAAUAUACUAGAUGCCUGCUUGUCACAUGUGUAAUUACCAAGCUAUAAUUACAAAACCACAGUUAUUCAUCAGAGCUCCCAUGUUAUUGCCUGUACUCCACGUGUAUCUAUAAAACCCAUGAACGACGCACCAAGCUUCUGGCAACAGGUUGAAGAUCUGUCCGCCCUGACAGUGACAGGGUCACAGACAGGGUCUAAAGUCCAUCGAUGGUGGUGAGCUGCCAGUAUCAACCCCCACACUGCUCACUGCCUCACUGGAUACACUCGACUGUUUAAAGACUUUUUCAUCUUUUUAUUUUAAUCCUGAACAUGAUCGAGAUCCCAGUGUUUACGCUGGAUGCCUUCACUAAUUUACCAUUCAAGGGAAACCCCGCUGCAGUAUGUCCACUCGUGCAGGAGCUGAAUGAUGAUUUGUAUCAGAAGAUAGCUGCAGAGAUAAACCUGUCAGAAACAGCUUUCAUCACCAGGCUCAACCCCAGUGACAGUUUCAGUUCAGGAUCAAGGUUCCGUCUCCGAUGGUUUACACCAACCACUGAAGUGAAUCUGUGUGGUCACGCUACGCUGGCCUCUGCAGCAGUGCUGUUUCAGCACAAGGAAAAUGUGAACCCUGUACUGGUGUUUGAGACCAAGAGUGGAGAUCUGGCCGUCACCAAGCAGGGGGAAGGGUACAUCAUGGACUUUCCCCUCAACCCACCCACCCAGGAGGAUCCCAGUGAGUUCAGAGACAUCAUCCAGGCAGCAGUUGGAAAACAUGCAGUCAAGGAUGUUUAUCUGAGCGCCAACACUAAGAAACUGAUGGUUCGACUGGCUGACAGCUGUGACAGGUCAGUGCUCACCAGUCUGAAAGUGGACCCUGUCGCUCUUCAGAGCAGUGAGAGGAGUGGAAGAGUCAAAGGACUGAUUCUCACCAUGAAAGGGUCUCCAGACUGCCAGCCGGGAUACGACUUCUACUCCAGAUAUUUUGCUCCAUGGAAUGGAAUCCCCGAGGAUCCCGUUACUGGUUCUGCCCACACUGUCCUAGGUAGCUACUGGUCUGAGAAACUGGGAAAGAAGAAAAUGCUGGCUUACCAGUGCUCUGGUCGAGGUGGUGAGCUGGAACUGGAAGUGAGAGACGAUGGAAGAAUCAACAUAGCUGGACAAACUGUCACUGUGCUGCAGGGAACAAUCAGACUCUAGUCACACAGGCAAUGAAUUAGUAGCUUUAUUAAAAAUAAUAAUUAAUUAGAUAAAAAAUAAAAUGAAGGCAAACUAGACAAGUCCAGACAAUGAUGAAACAUCACUAAGCUAACCAAGAAACCACACACAUAGAUUCUAUUAUUUAUUCACACAACACCAAAAAUCACAAUAUUAGACAAAAACCAAACAUGUAAAAUCAGAGGAUGUGUUGGAGGUACAACUCACCCGUGGUAUAAUCACAGUUAGUCUGGUCAUCAGGAUGUUAUCUUAAACAUCCUGCUCACAGUUAGCUGACAAACAAAAAUGAAUCAUUUAAAUUGUGAUUUUCCAGACAAAAGCCCUUGAGUUUAACGAUUAUGAAACCCCGUAGUGUCGUCUAAUAAUUCAGUGUGUGUGCAGCUUUAGAUCUGUGUGCAAAGGAAUAGAAAUAAAUGAUUUAAAUGCC